CCCCACCCCAGCCCCCCAUCAUCCCCGGCCUAAGCAGCUGCCAUGGCCGAGGAGCUCGGUGCGGCGUUGUCCCAGGCGGGUUGGUAUCUUUCAGAUGAAGGUGUUGAAGCUUGCACAAGUUCUCCUGACAAACGCAAUGUAAAUGACAUCAUCCUGAUUGCUCUCAAUACAGACUUGAGAACAAUUGGCAAGAAAUUUCUCCCCAGUGACAUCAAUGGAGGAAAAGUAGAAAAGCUUGAAGGUCCAUGCGUUUUGCAAAUUCAAAAAAUUCGCAAUGUUGCUGCACCAAAGGAUAACGAGGAAUCUCAGGCUGCACCAAGAAUGCUGCGUUUGCAGAUGACUGAUGGUCACAUAAGCUGCACAGCAGUAGAAUAUAGUUAUAUGUCAAAAAUAAGCCUGAACACACCACCUGGAACUAAAGUUAAGCUCUCAGGCACUGUGGACGUAAAAAAUGGAUUCCUGCUCUUGAAUGACUCUAAUACCACAGUUCUUGGUGGUGAAGUGGAACACCUUAUUGAGAAAUGGGAGUUACAGAGAAGCUUGUCAAAACAUAAUAGAAGCAAUAUUGGAACUGAAGGUGGACCACCCCCUUUUGUGCCUUUUGGACAGAAGUGUGUAUCUCAUGUCCAAAUGGAUAGCAGAGAACUUGAUCGAAGGAAGACACUGCAAGUUACAAUGCCUGUCAAACCUGCAAAUGAUAAUGAUGAAUUUGAAAAGCAAAGGACUGCUGCUAUUGCAGAAGUUGCAAAGAGCAAAGAAACCAAGACAUUUGGAGGAGGUGGUGGUGGUGCUAGAAGUAAUCUCAACAUGAGUGCUGCUGGUAACCGAAAUAGGGAAAUUUUACAGAAAGAAAGGUCCACCAAAUCAGAGGGGAAACAUGAGGGUGUCUACAGAGAACUGGUUGAUGAGAAGGCUCUGAAGCACAUAACAGAAAUGGGCUUUAGUAAGGAAGCAUCAAGGCAAGCUCUUAUGGAUAAUGGCAACAACUUAGAAGCAGCACUGAAUGUUCUUCUUAACAGCAAUAAACAGAAACCUGUUACAGGUCCACCUCUGAGAGGUAAAGGAAAAGGCAGGGGGCGAAUAAGAUCUGAAGAUGAGGAAGAACUGGGAAACGCAAGGCCAUCAGCACCAAGCACCUUAUUUGAUUUCUUGGAGUCCAAAAUGGGGACUUUGAGUGUGGAAGAACCUAAAUCACAACCGCAGCAGCUUCAUCAGGGACAACACCGAUUGUUGAAUACUGAGCAAAAUGGAAUAAAAGAUAAUAAUCAAUCAAGAUAUCUUCCCCGAAGUGAUAUCAGACAGCCAAGAAAUGAAAAACCUCCUCGUUUUCAAAGAGAUACCCAAAAUUCAAAGUCAGUUUUAGAAAGCAGUGGAUUACCUAGAAAUAGAGGUACUGAAAGACCAAGUAGUUCUUCAGGAUCUGAAGUAUGGGCUGAAGAGAGAAUCAGAUGUGAUAGACCAUAUUCUAGAUAUGAUAGAACUAAAGACAUUUCAUACCCUUUAAGUUCUCAGCACAAUGAUGGUGCUUUUAAAAAAAGGGAUAACUCUAUGCAAAGCAGAUCAGGAAGAGGUCCAUCCUACGCAGAGGCAAAAGAAAGUCCACUUCCUCAAGAACCAAUAGAUUAUAAUAAUCAAAAACGUGGGAAGAGAGAAAACCAAACAGCAAAUCCUGAUUAUUUUUAUGACAGGAAACCACGAACAUUAAAUAAUGAAGCUUUCAGUGGUAUAAAAAUUGAAAAACAUUUUAAUGUAAAUACUGAUUACCAGAAUCCUGUCCGAACUAAUAGUUUCAUUGGUAUUCCAAAUGGAGAGACAGAAGUACCACUGAAGGGAAGGCGAGUAGGACCCAUUAAGCCAGCAGGACCCAUCACAGCUGCACCCUAUGAUGAUAAAAUAUUUUACAAUAGUGGGCCCAAAAGAAGAUCUGGGCCAAUUAAGCCAGAAAAAGUACUAGAAUCAUCUAUUCCUAUGGAGUAUGCAAAACUGUGGAAACCUGGAGAUGAAUGUUUUGCACUUUAUUGGGAAGACAAUAAGUUUUACCGAGCAGAAGUUGAAGCUCUCCAUUCUUCAGGGAUGACAGCAGUAGUUAAAUUCACCGAUUAUGGAAACUAUGAAGAGGUGCUACUAAGCAACAUCAAGCCCAUUCAAACAGAGGCAUGGGGUGGCCGUAAGUGAGGAGCACAUUUGUAGUUCCUCACUGUAACUCUUCCAUUCAAAAAGUGUUUGGUACUGAAGUGGUGAUUUUCUUUCCACAGUCAGAGACUUUUCCUCUCUAUCCUUCACCCCAUCCUCAUAAUCCUUACUGCUUUUCCAUUGAUUUUAGAUGUACAUAAACUCAGCGGGACAAUAACUUUAUCAGAUGCCAUAGCCCAUGUAGCAAUUUGUUCUCAACCACCGCAAUAUAUUCAUAUUCUUCCUACCCCUUUGUGAAUACUCACAUGUGCAUUGUGCUAUUUUUUUAUCUAUUUACUUUUUCUACAGUAAGCUUAAAAAUCUUCUAAAUUUUUUCAAUCUUUUAAAAAUCUUAUUAGAUGCUUGAAAUAUUUUUCAGGAAGAUAGAUGCAGGAUAGACUCACUAACUUUUGGAGAUUCUGGUAUUCUUUUCUCCUACUUACAAAUACUCAAGUGAUUGCUGAUGUUUUAUAAUUUUGCAUAAAUUAAAAUAACAAAUUUGUUGGAUCAUGAACAUCAUUAUUGAGGAAAAGAUUGUCCUUUAUUCUUUAUCCGCAUAAAUAACUGACUUAGUUGUAGAAGCAUCUUCUUCUUGAUAUAUAGAAGCCACCAGCUUAACUUAACGUAGCUUCACCCAGCUCCAUUAAAAAAAUACCUAAAAAGCCCCUAAGGAAAAGUCUAUGCGGCUGUCAGUAUAUUUAAUGUAGAGUUAGUGUAGAGUUCUCUUAGCCUCUGAAGAGUGUUAAUGUUUGGGUGUAUGAGCAUUCUUCUUUGUGUAACUGGGUUAACUGUAACAAAUUUGAAGUUAGUCAAAAAUAAAACAUUUACUAUACCAAUAAGGAGGUAACUCCAAUUGGUAAGUUAUACUAGAAAAAUUAAAGGGCUGUAAAGGUACAGUGAACUUGUUAGAAGCCUUAGGACAAUUAUUCAUUCACACUACAGAUUGUAUAAUUUUUUUCAUUUUAACUCCUGCACUAUAUAUAUGCAUUGUGAUUUUUAAUUUUGAAAUGAUAUUGUAUAUUUUAUUAAGGAUUAUAUUUGUUAUUGGCACAAGAUUUUGGAAAACCUCUUGUUUUCCUAAAUGUAGCGAUGAUCAGGUAUUGAAGACUUUUUUAAUAGUUUGUGGGGAAAACCAAAAAUCCUGUAUAUAAGCCAAAAGCCUUUAUAGAAAUCAGUUGCCUGUUUUGUGUCUUAAAGGUGUAAGGAUAAAUCAUUAAAUAAAAAGCAUGAAAUAUUAAGAGACUUAAUGACUAAGAUAAUAGUCCCUUGUAUGGAAAAUUAAAAUAAAAAUUUAGUUAACAGUUUAAAUCUGAGUAUUAAUAUUUUCCAUGAAGUUUAGGAAUUAUUUGCCUUAAUUCUGCCUAGAUACCAAAAUAGAUACCAAAUAUCUAUUUUCCUUUUCCAUCUGGAUGUACCCUUUUAUUUCCAGACAUGCUCACUCAGUGAUGAUAUUUUAGAUGGCAAAAAUUUAUGUUCUGAUUCUGAUUAAAUACUUUAUUUCCUCUAAAAUGAUUUACUAAACUUUGUGGUAAGUUACUUUUUAUUUCUUUCUACCUAGAUUUCACCUGGCUCUUUUAGCUAUCAUAAAAUAUUCUGUCUUAAAUUUAGUGUCUUUAUUAUAGUGAACUCUAUCACAUGUGAGUUUCACAGCUCAUUCUGAACUGGAUAAAUGCUCUAAUUGUUUUUCAAAGGUCUUUAAACAUUGUAGAAUUUUCCUUAUUUUAUUAAAGUAGCUGAAGCAUUAGGAGUCUCUGUAAAAUUAUAUAGGGAGAAAACCAUACUGUGUCUUACUUUGUAUUUCUAACUACUGUAUGAGAAAACAUUAGGAGCCAAGAAAAUCUGCUAUUUGUGUUCCCUGCAGUCCCCUUCCAAAUUGGUUCCUUUUAACUCUAAAACCUAUAUCAGAAAUCCAGUAGAAAGAUGCCGUGGGCAGUUUGGAAUUACUGUGAAAUCCGCUGGUGCUGCUGUUCAGACAAACCUUUUGUGUUUUAGCAUGGUGUUGCUUCUGAAUUGCUUUUCUGAACCUGAAAAAAACACUGUCAAGUCCUGAUUCUCCAAGUAUAUUUGUGAGUUGAAUUCCAUUGAGACUUUUAUGCUCUAAGAAACGUUGUAGAACAUGCUAGUUUCUAAAUGUCCUUUUAAAAAUUUCAUGGUAUUUGCUUCUUGGUAUCAGGAAAUGAUCAUCGUUUGCUGUUGUUUCAACUAGAAAAAAAUAUUAUUGUAUAGAUAAUGGGAGUUCUAAGACCUUAACAUACACAUUAUGGACAGUAAUUCUGGAAAGUAACAGAUGAUUGUUAUUAUCCAGAUGAUUAUCCUGUUUUAACUGUUUUCCUGAAAAGUAUUCAUUUAUUCAACAACUACUCAUUUCACAUCUGUUAGGGGUCAAGCCCCAUUCUAGGUCAGGGAUACAUGUUUGUAGAGAAAACCCAAAAUUUCCUCCCACUGCAGAAAGUUUGAAGAAAGUUUCAGUUCCAGUUAUGUGAAACAAACUUAAAUAUCUUACUGGAGUCUUUAUUCAUACUUUUUGAAGCUUUAAAACAAAAUAGAAGUGGUGAAAAUCUUGUUUACUGAAGUUUUAAUUUAAAUAGCGUUUAGGUCU
Molecule: messenger RNA, 4771 nt
Organism: Phyllostomus hastatus (greater spear-nosed bat)
Lineage: Eukaryota; Metazoa; Chordata; Mammalia; Chiroptera; Phyllostomidae
Gene: TDRD3
Product: tudor domain containing 3
Exons: 13
Coding region: 43-2175 (710 amino acids)
Cellular component (GO): nucleus
Molecular function (GO): protein binding
Source: RefSeq, a predicted model, not a curated record